AUGGCUAAGUUCAUCACCCUCGAAUCUCGGGCUUUCCCCAAAGACUACUUUGUCCAAGCCAUUGUUCGGUUGCUGGAUACCAUCGAACACAAAGAUACCAACUACACCCACCACGAGCGCGUGGACCGCCUCCGUUAUACCUACGCCGCGACAGCAACGCACUUCGCCCAACCGCAUGUGUAUCAGGCGCUCAAGUUCAACCACAAGAAGCUUGAAGCCGGUAUACGGACGAUUGCCUUACUAGUGGUAGACUGCUGGGUCAGCUGCAGUAAAGAAACAAUGGCUGCACUUGCCAUAUAUUUCACUUACACGUUAAUUCUCGACGAUAGCGAGGAAGACCCGCAGCAAAUGACGGAAACCUUCUUCAAGGACUUGAUGGUCGGUCGCAAACAGAGGCACCCCUGGCUCAGACUUAUGAUUGAACACUUACCCAACCUGCUGAGCCACUACGGCCCAUACGGUUCACUAAACAUCUAUCGCAGCACAAUAGACUUCUUUGAGGGAUGCUGGAUCGAGCAGCACAAUUUUAAGGGUUACCCGGGGAAUGAAGAUUACCCCGAGUUCCUCCGUCGAAUGAACGGACUCGGCCACGUGGUUGGCUCAACCAUCUUCCCAGCCGAGAAAUUUGACGAGACCAAGUAUUUCCGCGAGAUCACCACGUCCGUGUGCCAGCUAGAGUGCUGGAUGGCCUGGACGAACGACCUGAUCUCCUUCUACAAGGAGUUCGAUGACCCACGCGACCAGACAUCUCUGAUCAACAACUACUGCCACGUUGGAGGGCUGACGUUACAAGAAGGCCUCGAAAAGUUGACGCAUAACACGCUCCGUGUCAGUAAGCAGAUCAAGAGCGUAUUCGCUGACAAGGACGAAGGUGUCGCGAACGCGAUGAGCAAAUUCAUGCACGGCUAUGUGACCUGGCAUCUCUGCGACAAACGGUAUCGUGUCAACGAGAUUCAUGAGGGCUUACGAGACGACGGUGGUGUGACUACCAAAUUCUGCCGCUACUAUGAGGAGGCCCAAAGGGUUGGAGGAAUUGACCCGGCUGAGUGGACGGGACCCACAUUCCUGGAGUUGAUAAAGGAGCAGCGAGGACAGGAGCGGUCUGAGCUGAAGAAUUUAUUGAGGAAGAACAAUAUUCGGGAACUGACUCUAGAUGUAACACAGAGCCUAGUGAUGGCCUUUAUGCUGUCCGUUCUGACCUGUAUCCCGUAUGUUGUCAGAUCAUAG
Messenger RNA from Truncatella angustata, 1227 nucleotides. Its product is annotated as trichodiene synthase. Lineage: Eukaryota; Fungi; Ascomycota; Sordariomycetes; Amphisphaeriales; Sporocadaceae. Gene Ontology annotation, biological process: sesquiterpenoid biosynthetic process. The record is from RefSeq and is a predicted model, not a curated record. Gene Ontology annotation, molecular function: trichodiene synthase activity. The transcript has 2 exons. The coding region runs from base 1 to 1227 and encodes 408 amino acids.